Auanema sp. JU1783 is the source of this 1308-nucleotide messenger RNA. NCBI's taxonomy places the organism in Eukaryota, Metazoa, Nematoda, Chromadorea, Rhabditida, Rhabditidae. The record is from the annotation of a GenBank genome assembly.
AUGGCAUUCAAUCCUUUUUUAAAUCGUGCUACCGACUUCACCGGCCGAUUACCGUUCAUGACUCCCGGCCUAUUACCUCCCGGAUUUUUUCCAUCACUACCGCCGUCAGCAGCAGCUACAGCUGGUGAUAUGGCUACCCUUGCUGCAGCAGCAGCUCAACGUCAAGUUCAGCCUCCAGAAGAUGAUGGAGUAAUAGAUGAUCCAAAAGUAGAGCUUGAUGAUCAAGAGCUAUGGACGCGAUUCAAUGAAUGCGGUACAGAAAUGGUCAUAACUAAAUCAGGAAGACGGAUAUUCCCAGCUUUUCGAGUAAAAAUUAGUGGAUUAGACAAGAAAAGCAAGUACUUCCUUCUAAUGGACUUAGUUCCAGCAGAUGAGUGUCGGUAUAAGUUUAAUAAUAGCCGAUGGAUGGUAGCUGGUAAAGCUGAUCCUGAAAUGCCUAAACGGCUAUAUGUACAUCCUGAUUCACCAGCAACCGGAGAGCAUUGGAUGGCUAAAGGAGCCAAUUUUCAUAAGCUCAAGCUAACAAAUAACAUUUCGGACAAGCAUGGCUACACAAUUCUUAACUCCAUGCACAAGUAUCAGCCACGGCUUCAUGUUGUUCGAUGCAAUGAACUUAUCCAAUUACCUUUCUCUACAUUCCGCACUUUCGUCUUCAAGGAGACAGAAUUCAUUGCUGUCACAGCUUAUCAAAAUGAAAAGGUUACGCAGCUCAAGAUAGAUCACAAUCCAUUUGCUAAAGGUUUCCGAGAAUCUGGUGCCGGAAAAAGAGAAAAGAAACGCUUAAUGCAGCAGCGAGCUGAACAAUGCUCACCAGCAGCUAGUCGAACAUCAAAUCACACAGAUAGUGAACAAGAUGAGGAAGAACCAAGCAUCAAGAAAGUUCGACCUGAAGAUUCAUCUCUCAGCUCUGUGCUGACAUCUAGUCCAACGUUAUCGAGUCCACUGUUAGCAGCAACAUCGGCUGUCGUGACGGCAUCUGGCACUAUCAGUCCAACAUCCUGUUCAUCAACGACAACGAACUCGACAACGCCUACGCCAACGACACCGACGACUAGCUCAGCCGCUUCAUCUGGAAGCAGUCCAGCAGUCGUAACAACAACACCCGGUGCUGCAGCAGUAGCUGCAAUGGGAAGACCGCCGCUCUUUCCGUUUCCUUUCUUUCAACCCGAAAUGUACACAGCUGAUUUAUUAACUCAAUGGCAAGCAAUGUUCCGACCGCAGAUGAUACCUCAAUUACCUGUCUCACUAGUACCGUCAAAUACUCGUAAAGGCGGUUUUGACGUUUGCGAUCUCUUGUCUAAGCCAUAA